CCUGGACAUUUUUUUUAUAAUUUUUCUUGGAUUUUCUCUUCCAGUUGCUUCCUUCCUGGCCAUCGGCCAUUUUGUUUUCUCUUUUUCAUACGAGACCCAGUGAUACGCAGUUUCCUCCACUCCUCACUGAAUCCUUCUUCACCUUUUUAUACUGGUUCUUUGAGAGGCUUCAUCCUGGCCGGCACGAUUCCAGCCAAGGGGGAAGAGGACUUCCUGACGCUGGCCGCUUCACGGCUCAGCCGCAGGAAACGUGUCAUUGGAGCUGCUGUAGGUGUGGCAAUGGUUCUGAUACUGUUGGUGGCCAUUCCCCUGCUGGUCCACACAACCAAAGGGGGAGACACUGGGAAUUCAGGGAGCCGUUUUGAAAUGUUGGGAAGCUGCAAGUUGGUGUGUGAUUCAUAUGCUACAUCUCAGCCAGGCCAGGAGCUGACAGCCGUGUCUCCACCACCCCAGGAUUACUCUGGGAAGAAAUUAAAGCCUGGGAUUCGAGGGCCUCAAGGGCCUCCAGGAGAACGAGGACCCCCAGGAGAGCCAGGCAAACCGGGGCCACAGGGGCCAGCAGGUCCAGGCCCGGGUGGAUAUUCUCCCUCUACCUACACUCCCAAAAUUGCGUUUUAUGCAGGGCUGCGCAAGCAGCACGAGGGCAGUGAAGUACUGAAGUUUGAUGACGUGGUGACCAAUGUAGGUAACUACUAUGAGCCCAGCACCGGAAAGUUUACCUGCCCUCUGCCUGGCAUCUAUUUCUUCACGUACCAUGUUCUAAUGAGAGGUGGCGAUGGGACCAGCAUGUGGGCGGACCUGAAGAAGAACGGGCAGGUAAGAGCAAGCGCCAUCGCUCAGGACGCUGAUCAGAAUUACGACUAUGCCGCCAACAGUGUGAUCUUGCAUUUGGACGUAGGUGAUGAGGUGUAUGUGCAGCUGGACGGAGGGAAGGUCCACGGGGGAAACACAAACAAGUACAGCACCUUCUCCGGCUUCCUCAUCUACCCAGACUGAAUCUAAUCCUCACUCGCAGACAGAGGAGUGGUUAGAACAAAAAAACAAACAAGAACCCCCCCCCACACACACACACACAGACAGACAGACAGACAGACAGACAUGCUCAUACACAGACAUGCAAGUAUGCGAAUGAUGCAGUGUACACACAAAAAUAUGCACACACUCACAGACAUGCAUGCAACCACACACACAUACCUGCACAUUGUGAGAUUACAAAAGGAGUGGAAAUGAGAGAUAAGCAGAAUUAAGUCCAGUCGUGUGAUACUGAGCCAAUCGUCACUGAUUCACUGACACCGUUUGUGUGCAAAUAUGAAAUUAAUUAUAUGUAUAGUACAGGCGAGGAUGGCAACUCCACUCUGAAAAUACCUUAAAUACCUAAAGUAUUAUAACGUGUUCUAUAUUAUCUGACAUUGUGAGAACCAGAAUAUAACAAAACACCGCAAGUCUGACUGUUUCCAUGUCAUGUGAUGUGGCGCUGAUGGUGCCAUUAAUUGAGACGACAAAGCCGAGACAAAUGCACACUCGAUGUAUUCCAGUCUUUAACCAAACAGUGCUUACGAAUACGCCCCCCCCGCCCUCCUUUACCGCGACCUCUCAUCGGACGGCUGUGUUUUUGCAACAUGUGCUUAUAAAAUAUUUUCUUUUCUCAUGCUUCAAAGUGCAUUGAUUGAAAUGAAUUAAAUCCCCGCUGACUAGGACUGAAAAUAAGGCCACUUGAAUAAAACAAGUGGUUUGUCUUCUCUCCUGGAUUUCACUUAGCAAAACAUCAUAAGGCAACGUAUAAUUUCAUGGAUGGGACUCGUGUUCAAUGAAGUGCAUUAUGACAAAUAUUGUGUGUGUGAGAAUGUGUGUGUGUUUGCUUGUGCGUGCCAGGAUGGGUGUGUUAUGGUGUAUGUGAGUGGAUAUUUAGACAACGUAAGGGAUCCGGACAAUGAAAAGGCAACGGGUUCGGUGUUUUACUUACAUUAAAUGUUGUACAAUACAUUACAAAACAUACUACUAGAGUUACACUGCCAUACCUGGUUAGUACCUUAUUUUUGAGAGACCCUGUCAAAGUAUCAUCAAAUGACAGUAAAGACGGUAAUUGUGGGACGGCCUAUCAAUGAAAAGUGAACAAUUGCUAUUAAAAAUAUCUACGCCUA
This is a messenger RNA of Mugil cephalus (flathead mullet), 2141 nucleotides long. It is a transcript of the gene c1ql4a, whose product is annotated as complement component 1, q subcomponent-like 4. Bases 280 to 996 code for a protein of 238 amino acids. The transcript has 2 exons. NCBI's taxonomy places the organism in Eukaryota, Metazoa, Chordata, Actinopteri, Mugiliformes, Mugilidae. The record is from RefSeq and is a predicted model, not a curated record. Gene Ontology annotation, molecular function: protein binding.